AACCAGUCUAAGAAAUCACCACCCAAUCACCAUGAAGUGCAUCGCCAUCGUUUCCACCAUCUGCCUGCUGGCCGCUUAUGUUGCCGCCGAUAAGGAAGAGAAGAUGGUGGGCUCGUCCUAUGGAGGUGGCUACGGCGCACCGGCCGCUGCUCCCGCUCCGUCCUAUGCCGCUCCAGCUGCGCCAUCCUACGCCGCUCCUGCUGCCCAGGCCUACGCCGCUCCCGCAGCUCCAUCCUACGCUGCCGCUCCGGCCUCGAUCCCGGCCCCUCCUUGCCCCAAGAACUACCUGUUCAGCUGCCAGCCCAACCUGGCCCCAGUGCCAUGCAGUGCUCCGGCCCCCAGCUACGGAUCCGCCGGUGCCUACUCGCAGUACGCCCCCGUCUACGCUCAGCAGCCUCUUCAGUGGUAAUCAAUAGAUGCCACUCAACCCAUUGAAACAACGACGAAUUAUUUAAAAAAAAAAUACAACAAAUAUAUAUUUAUGAUAAAGCGUAA
Messenger RNA from Drosophila rhopaloa, 495 nucleotides. RefSeq names its product vitelline membrane protein Vm34Ca. The coding region runs from base 32 to 409 and encodes 125 amino acids. The transcript has a single exon. The record is from RefSeq and is a predicted model, not a curated record. NCBI's taxonomy places the organism in Eukaryota, Metazoa, Arthropoda, Insecta, Diptera, Drosophilidae.